Molecule: messenger RNA, 925 nt
Organism: Paramecium pentaurelia
Lineage: Eukaryota; Ciliophora; Oligohymenophorea; Peniculida; Parameciidae
Source: the annotation of a GenBank genome assembly
AUGGAAAUUAUUAAUAUUAUAGAAUUAAUAGCUGAAUCAGGAAACAGAGGCAAAGAAUUAUUGAUAGACUCUUUUGUUCUUGGAAUAGCAUGGGGUAGAAAGUAAGAAAGAAACCCUAUUUAGAAUGAUUAAUACAAUACAAGAGAUUAAAUAAGCUACAUAAUACUUAUACCAAUUAAAUUAAGAAGUUGAACUCUCAUAAAAGUCUCCAUUCUAAAAAUUAGAUUUGUUUCAAUAGUUUCUUAUAGAUGAAGUAAAUAGUUUAUUUUUUAAUUAGAAUUUUCAAUUAUUUCCAGAUGAGAAUGCAAAUAAAAAAAAAUAAUUUAAAGGAGAAAUUAAGUAAAAUCCUGAAAUAAACUAAAAAUAAGAGGUAGAUGUUAAUAAAUUAGAAUUAAAUUAAUCAAUUUGUGGAAUUUGUAAAUUCUACAUCAAUGAUUUAGAGGAUGAAAAAUGCAAAAUUAAUAAAUGUGGACAUGAAUUUCAUAAUUUAUGUCUUUACUAAAAAAUUGAUUAAUAAAAUUUACAAACAUGUUACAUUUGUUAAAUUUAGUUAGAACCCAACAUUAAAACAUAAAUAUUAAAAAAAAUUUCUACUUCAUUUAAAUCUUGUUGUCCUAAUCCAGAGUGUGAUGAAGAAUUCAUUUAUUUUGGAUAAUUAAAAUAUAUGUGUAAAAAAUGUAAUAUAGUAUGUUGUUUGAAAUGUAAAUAAGUUGAACAUGAUGAUUAAUGUAAAGUUGGGAUUGACUAUAUUGAUAUGAAACAAGGAUAGAAAUUCAAGUUUUGUUUUCAUUGUCUUUAAUCAACAGUAUUAAAUUUUUAUGAAAACAGUACUCAUUAAUGCUAAUAUCAAGAUAAAAAUCAAUUUAAAAGAUCACAAAAAAUUUUUAAUUUUGUUUAACAUAUAUGGCAUAAAGUAAAAAAGUGA